Aureobasidium melanogenum CBS 110374 is the source of this 1596-nucleotide messenger RNA. Its product is annotated as ammonium transporter MEP2. Lineage: Eukaryota; Fungi; Ascomycota; Dothideomycetes; Dothideales; Saccotheciaceae. Gene Ontology annotation, biological process: ammonium transmembrane transport. Gene Ontology annotation, molecular function: ammonium channel activity. The record is from RefSeq and is a predicted model, not a curated record. Gene Ontology annotation, cellular component: plasma membrane. Bases 1 to 1596 code for a protein of 531 amino acids. The transcript has 6 exons.
AUGAGCGGCACCGGUCCUGGCGAGUCGGACACCAACUACGUCCCUCUCGUCCCCUACAAUGGCACCACCGCAACUGGCGGCGACUCGCUGCAUGUCAACCUGAACAUCUACUAUGAGAGCGGUGACAUUGGUUACAUGAUCAUCUGCACCGCCUUGGUCUUCUUGAUGAUUCCAGGCGUGGGGCAUUAUGCUGACAACAACCGCAGAUUCUUCUACUCUGGCCUGGCCAGACGCAAGUCGGCCCUCUCUCUCAUUUGGCUUUCGAUUAUGGCGACCGCUGUCAUCUCCUUCCAGUGGUUCUUCUGGGGCUACUCUCUCGCCUUCUCCCACCAGGCCGGUAAAUUCAUGGGCGCUCUCGACAACUUCGGCUUCAUGAACGUCCUUGCUCAGCCCUCGGUGGGAAGCAACAGAAUCCCGGAUCUUCUGUACGCCGUGUACCAGGGAAUGUUCGCAGCCAUUACCGUUGCUCUUGGUGUUGGCGCUGUUGCUGAGCGUGGCCGCCUCUUUCCUUGCGUUAUCUUUAUGUUCAUCUGGAGCACCGUCAUCUACGAUGCCAUCGCUUGCUGGACCUGGAACCCUUCAGGCUGGCUCUACAUUCUUGGAUACCUGGAUUUUGCCGGCGGCACCCCUGUGCACAUUUCCUCUGGCUGCGCUGCACUGGCAUACUCGUUUGCGUUGGGCCAUCGUAAAGGCCACGGCACACACGAACUCAACUACCGCCCUCACAACGUCACACACAUUGUGAUCGGUACAGUCUUUCUCUGGUUCGGCUGGGUUGGAUUCAACGCUGGUUCAGCACUGGCAGCCAACAUGCGUGCUGUCAUGGCGCUUGUUGUUACCAACCUAGCUGCUUCUGUUGGUGGUAUCACUUGGUGUCUCUUGGACUUUCGUCUUGAGCGUAAGUGGUCGACUGUUGGAUUCUGCAGUGGUGCUGUGGCCGGAUUGGUCGCCAUCACUCCAGGCUCUGGUUAUGUCCCUGCUUGGGCAGCUGUUGUUUUUGGCGUGGUUGCGGGAAUUGGAUGCAACUACGCAACCAAGCUGAAGUACCUCAUGAACUGCGAUGAUGCUCUGGAUAUCUUUGCCGUGCACGCUGUUGGCGGUUUCAUCGGUGAUGUACUUACUGGCUUGUUUGCUGCGGAUUACAUCGCUCAUCUUGACGGCGUCACCGUCAUCCCUGGCGGCUGGCUCAACCACCACUAUCGUCAGCUUGGCAUUCAGUUGGCUGGCGGCGUCACGGGUGGUGCCUACUCUUUCUUCGGCUCCCUCAUCAUACUCUACGCCAUGGACUUCAUCGGCAAGUACUUGACUGCGUUCAGACUCCGUGCCUCCCCUGAAGAGGAGGACUUGGGUAUCGACGACGUUGAGAUUGGAGAGUUUGCGUACGACUACGUAGAGGUGAUGCGCGACGUGCAGCACGGCGAUGUUCGUAGCCUCUCAAGCGACGAACACGAGAAGGCGUCGACUCCCACCAAGGUUGGUUCGCCGGUCAAGCGCUUCGACGAGGGCAUGGCACGCGGACAGCACACACCUCUUGGAGCCAACCCUCCUGUCAAGUACACGGUUGAAUCUGCCAACUCUCCCGGCAACUUUGUGUAA